AUGGCUGAUUAUACCAAGAAAAUUUCUCUCAGUCCCGCCAUUGUCACCGGCGGAUGUGGAUUUCUUGGGUCCCAUCUAGUCGAGCAACUGCUCAAAGACCCCGAAUGUCAAGUGCACAUUCUUGACAUCGAAACUGACCGCAAUCGAUUGCCUGGGGCUACUUAUCACAUUUGCGACAUCACGUCCGUUGACGAUGUGAAGUCUGCUUUUCUCGAGAUAAAGCCCAAAGUCGUCUUCCACGUUGUGUCUCCCGAUCCCCUGUCGCACGAUCAUGUGCGCUUCCAGCGCGUCAACGUCGAUGGAACGCACAACCUUCUCCUGGCUGCCAGAGCCGCCCACACUCAAGCUUUUGUGUACACCUCUACUUCAUCAGUCGUACAUAACCACGUGGACAACAUGCUGGAUGCUGAUGAAACAUUACCUGUACUUCGAUACCCGGCCCAGACGAACGUCUACACCUUGACCAAGGUCGCAGCAGAAGACAAAGUCCGGGAGGCUAACCGGGAAAAUGGCGACGAAUCUUUGUUGACGGCAAUACUUCGGCCUGCUUCUACUUUCGGCGAACGAGAUUACCUCAACUUCUGGUCUAUCGUUACAAAGGCCAGGGCUGGACGAGCCAAUGUCCAGAUUGGUGAUGGCAAAAACUUGUUUUCGUACACGUAUGUGGGUAACCUCGUUGACGCGCACAUCUUGGCAGCUGAAGCCCUCGUGCGUGCCUAUGCGAAACCGCCACCGUCCCCCGAGUGGCGCGUUGAUGGCGAGGCUUUCUUCAUUACGAAUGACGAGGAUCACGACUGGCAUUUCUGGGAUUACCAGCGGGCUGCAGCUGCGGCUGUAGGGUACCCCGUGAAGAAGGAGGAUAUCAAAGUCAUUCCUCUUACAUUGGCUCUAGUCAUGGGGUUUGUUGCUGAAUGCCCAAAGGUUUCCAUGUCUGAAGCCAUCAAGAGGACGGGAGAGUGGUUCAUUGAAGAGGCAAAGAGGUCUGAAGAGACAAAGAAGCAUGCUUGA
Messenger RNA from Diaporthe batatas, 1008 nucleotides. RefSeq lists its product as uncharacterized. The transcript is spliced from 2 exons. The record is from RefSeq and is a predicted model, not a curated record. Gene Ontology annotation, molecular function: 3-beta-hydroxy-Delta5-steroid dehydrogenase (NAD+) activity. Gene Ontology annotation, biological process: steroid biosynthetic process. Lineage: Eukaryota; Fungi; Ascomycota; Sordariomycetes; Diaporthales; Diaporthaceae. The coding region runs from base 1 to 1008 and encodes 335 amino acids.